Molecule: messenger RNA, 1812 nt
Organism: Salvelinus fontinalis (brook trout)
Lineage: Eukaryota; Metazoa; Chordata; Actinopteri; Salmoniformes; Salmonidae
Product: serine/threonine-protein kinase Sgk1-like
Exons: 11
Coding region: 499-1761 (420 amino acids)
Biological process (GO): protein phosphorylation
Molecular function (GO): ATP binding; protein serine/threonine kinase activity
Source: RefSeq, a predicted model, not a curated record
ACACACACACACACACACACACACACACACACACACACACACACACACACACACACACACACACACACACACACACACACACACACACACACACACACAUUCCCCAAAGCAGUAGCACAGUGUCUGUCCAUGCAGAGCUCCUACAAAGUUUUAGAAGGUUUUCCAUUGAUAGGACGUUGAUUCGACAGUACACCCGGGGCACGCGGGAGCCCCUGUCAGGAUUUAGUGGAUGAGUGACUUGAGCCCAACGCCCACACAAUAAUGUAGCCUACAGGGGUGCCUUGGACUCAAUUAGGCCUACGUCAGAGAGUCAGAGAGGUCUUUUGACGGGAGAGCGUGUGGGAUUGUUGUAAAUAGCCUGCCUGCCGAGCGCGCGCUGUCAGUGGUGCUGAACUCUUCAGACCACAGCCACCAGAGUAAAAGAACAUCUCAGUUUGUUCGCUCCUUUCACUGGACUUUAUUAUUUCAUCCAGAUGGGCAUUAUGCAAAAAUGAAAAAAUGAAAGGGCUUGUGUCAUUUUUUACUGCUCUGCUUGAAGGGAAGAAAAGGGGCUUCAGCAACUUCCUGCACAAACUGGUGUCCGACCACCAAAUCUUUCAGCACCUGGACGCCCAGACCAUCCUGCUGCAGGAGAGCCUGAGAGAGGAGAGGGAAAGAGAGGAGAGAGAAGAGAGGGAGGAGAGGGAAAGAGAGGAGAGAGAGGAGGGGGGAACAUCACGUCUGCCAAGUUUGCUGGAGGAGGAGACUCAGGUGAAGCCUUCUGAUUUCCAAUACCUGAAGGUCAUCGGCAAAGGAAGCUUUGGGAAGGUGGUGUUAGCGAGACACAGACAGAGUGAAAGUAUGUAUGCUGUCAAGGUUCUACAGAAACAGGUCAUACUGAGGAAGAAAGAGCAGAGACAUGUGAUGGUAGAGAGGAGUGUGUUGCUGAAGGGACUGCAGCAUCCAUUCCUGGUGGGGCUCCACUUCUCCUUCCAGACCUCUCACACUCUCGUCUUCGUACUGGACUACAUCAAUGGAGGAGAGUUGUUCUACCAUCUCCAGAGGGAGGGAGCCUUCCCAGAGCCCAGAGCAACAUUCUACUCUGCAGAGAUGGCCUCAGCCCUGGGCUACCUCCACUCCCUCAACAUAGUCUACAGAGACCUGAAGCCAGAGAACAUCCUAUUGGACAGUGGAGGUCAUGUGGUUCUGACAGAUUUUGGGCUGUGUAAAGAGGGCGUGUCUGUGGGUGGGACUAUGCAAACGUUCUGUGGAACCCCUGAGUAUCUGGCGCCAGAGGUUCUGUUAGGUCACGCCUACAGUGGAGUAGUGGACUGGUGGGGGCUGGGGAGUGUACUUUAUGAGAUGCUUCAUGGACUGCCCCCAUUCUACAGUCGCAGUAAGGCCGAGAUGUUUGAGAACAUCCUUCACGCCCCCCUGCAGCUCCAUACAAGUGUGUCCCAGUCUGCCCGAUCUCUGCUGCAGGGCCUGCUGGAGAGAGACUGUACCAAACGCCUUAGGGGGGAACAGGACCUUGCUGAGCUGCAGGGCCACACCUUCUUCCUGUCCAUCAACUGGGAUGACUUGCUAGCCAGGAAAGUCCCUCCCCCAUUCAUUCCCAACCUGUCUGGUCCGUGUGAUGUGCGGUAUUUUGACCCGGAGUUCACGCUUCUUCCAGUCCCCGCCUCCCUCGGUUUGAGUGACAUGUUGGGAGACGUAGCCAAUGGAGCCUUCCCAGGGUUCUCCUAUAUGCCUCCGGCUGAGGUUGGAGUUACGGAGCACUGAUAUCAUUCUGAUAUUAUUUGUGUUUUGAAUAAAUUAAAAUGCAUUUUCCUA